This is a messenger RNA of Saprolegnia parasitica CBS 223.65, 4605 nucleotides long. RefSeq lists its product as hypothetical. Gene Ontology annotation, cellular component: nucleus. Gene Ontology annotation, molecular function: protein binding; nucleic acid binding. The coding region runs from base 1 to 4605 and encodes 1534 amino acids. Lineage: Eukaryota; Oomycota; Saprolegniomycetes; Saprolegniales; Saprolegniaceae. The record is from RefSeq and is a predicted model, not a curated record. The transcript is spliced from 6 exons.
AUGUCGCACUCGCAGCACUUCCUCUGCCACAGCGACCUCGUCCAGAGCACGGGCGUGCUCUUCAGCCUCAUGGGACCCUUCGUCUCGCCGGGCGUCUCGGACCUGCUCGUCGUGUACGCCCAGCGGCUGGACGUGUACCGGCUCGAGACCGCGGUGGCCGCCACUGACGCGGUCGUCUUGCAUUUACUGCACAGCUUUCCGCUUGCAGGUGUGGCCGAGUCGGCGAACCUCGUGUACGUCAAGAAGAAGACGUGUCCGUGCUUGGCGCUGACGUUCGCCUCGGCCAAGCUCGUGCUCGUGCGCUUUGACAGCGAGACGGCUUCGCUCGUGACCAUGUCGCUGCACAACUUUGAAGAAGAUGGCAUGGGUCUUGGCACGGCGCUGCAAGGCGACCGCCUCGGCCGCACGCAAUUCCAGGGCCUCGCCAGCGUCCCGAUCGCCAAGGCCGACCCGGACAACCGUUGCAUGGGCCUCUUGCUGUACAGCGACCAAGUGGUCUUGCUGCCGCUCGACGACAAUGCAGCGACCGCCAACGUCAUUGACGACGACGACGAAGACGACGAGACCAACUACGAAGACCCGAGCCUCAAGCUCGAGGACCGUGCGCGCGCCGAGCAGUACGCGUCGACGCUGGCGACGUUUGGCCUCAACACGGUUGCCGGGCGCGCCUUCAUUCUGCGUCUCAAGGAGAUUGGUAUCCACGGCAAGGUCAUCGACAUGGCGUUCCUCGACGGGUACCUCGAGCCGACGCUCAUGGUGCUCCACGAAGAGAGCGACAAGCAAGCGACCGUCGGACGCUACGCCAUGGGCUACAACACGUGCUGCCUCACCGUGCUUUCGAUCAACCUCGCAACCGGGAUGCAUCCGAAGAUCUGGUCCAUCUUGCAGCUGCCGUCGGAUGCGAGCGCCGUCACGGCCUGUCCCGCGCCGCUCGGUGGCGCGGUCAUUACGACCCAGAACGCGUUCUUAUACUUCAACCAGAACCAGUACUUUGGCCUCGCGACCAACUCGAUCGCGGCCUCGAUCAUGGACGCGACCAAGUUGCCACUGCAUCGGUCGCUGCUCUUGCCGGACGAGUCGCUCCUCCUAACGAACGCGCGCCUCUCGCCGUUCCACGCGAUCGACGAGAUGCUCGUGUCGCUCGCCAACGGGAAGCUCUACGUGCUCUCGCUCCCGAGCCACAAGAGUCUGCGGCAAACCGGCUACUACGGCAACGCGGUCUGUCAAAUGAUGCUGCGGCCGCUGUGCAGCGACACGUUCACAACGUGCACGUCGCUGGCAGUCGACCCGACGACCCAAAUGAUCUUCUUGGGCACGCGCGACGGCAACUCGCAGCUCCUCACGUACACCAAUGACGUUUUACAAACCCCUGCCCAAGUAGAUGCAAGCAGUGCACAGCCCGAGGUCGAGGCGGCGCCUGUGCCCGUGCCCGACGACUUGGACUCGGACGGCGAAGAGAUCUAUCUCUACGGGCGUCUGCUGGACGCGCCGUCGUCGGCCGCCGACGCGUCCGCGUCCAAAGAGUCGAUGGCGGCUCUAUUGGCCAAGGCGUUUCCAUCCUACACGGUGCGCAUUGUUGACGAGCUGGCGAGCAUUGGCCAGGUGACGGCCAUGGACAUGGGCUUGGACCUCGAAGAAGACGAGGAGACGACUACCGUGCCCCGCGAUGAGCUCGUGCUGGGUGGUGGUUUCCUGCACCGCUCGUCGCUCUCGGUCGUACACCGGGGCAUUCGCCCGGUCGUGAGCACUGAAGCCGAGCUCGACGGGUGUCGCAUGCUCUGGACCAUCUACGGACGACCGGACGCUACGGACGGUCACGACCCGACCGCGCACAAGUACGUCGUGCUCUCGCUCAAGAGCAAGACGAUGAUCCUCAAGACGGGCGACGAGAUGGAGCCGAUCGAGGACGAGGCGAGCUGCGGCAUGUACCUCGAGGGCCCGACGCUCGCAAUGGCCAAUUUGCUCUCGCAUCAGCGAAUUGUCCAAGUGUUCAAGCUCGGCAUUCGGCUCUUGGAAGAGACCGCGGACGGUGUCUUGGAGUGCACACAGGAGAUUCCUCUGGACGCGGACCUCGACUGCGGCGGCCUGGGCGUCGACGAAAGCAUCGUCGUGGUUGCCGUCGAUGUCCUCGACCCGUACCUUGUCUUGCUGCUCAGCGACGGCUCGAUUCGCCUCGUCGCAGCAGACGCACGCGACAUGGACCUUACAGUCGUGCACCCGCAAGUGCACAUGUCGUCGACCGAGUCCAACAUUACCGCGCUCUGUUUGUUUCACGACUGGUCCGAAGUGUUUGCGCCCCGGGCCGCGACUGUCACGCCGUCCGACGACAUUGCGAUGGAGGACGACGAGAACGAUACGAUCGACCGGCUCGUCGCGGAAGAAGAAGAGCUCGAAGAGAUUUACAACGUGUCGGCCAUGCACACGGCCACGACGCACGUCGAAGCUGCUGCGUACGCUGCGACGCCGAUGCUCUCGGAAGCGAGUGCGACGAAACCCAUCUUUUGCGCGGUCUGCGACGACUCGGGCACGCUCAACAUCUACGCGCUGCCCGACUUUGAGCUCGUCGCGAGCUACCCGGGGCUGCACUUGGCGCCGCAGAGCCUUCUCAACGUCGUCGAGAUGCCAACUGCGUUUCCGCCCGUGGGCUUGACGCCGACGGAGGCGACGCGCAAGACAGCGCUCUACUCGCCGAUCGCGGACCUCAACAUCCACCGGGUCGGGCCAUCCGACGCGCGGAACGGCCAGCUCGUGGCCCAGAUGGUGCUCGUCGUGUACAUGGCCAACGGCGACCUCAUUCUGUACGCGGCGAGCCGUGACGGGAGCUUUGCCAAGCAGCAUGCGCAGUGCAUCACGCGCGGCCUCGCGCUCAAGAAGGAGACCACCGCCGUGCAUGUCAAGCAAGCGCUCAAGCUCUUCCGGUACCCUAUGCUCUGUCGGUACAGCAACGUCGGCGGCCACAGCGGCAUCUUCUUCCGCGGCGUCUCGCCCAUGUGGGUCCACAACGCCCGCGGCCGCGUCGGGCUCACGCCGAUGGCGGUCCCGACCUCGCGACGCAGCGCGGUGCCGGUGCUCGGCUGGACGGAAUUCCAACACUGGAACUGCCCCCAAGGCUUUAUGUACUACCACUCGGACGGCGUCCUCCGCGUCUGCGAGUGGCCUGCGAACGCGACCGUCGUCGGCAACGGCCAGUGUGUGCUGCAAAAGGUCCCGUUGGGGUCCAGCAUCCAUCACGUGGUGCAUGUGCCGUGCACGGGGGCUAGCGCCGUGCAAGAGGCGCUCAAGACACCCACGUAUGCGGUCGUUCUCUCCAAGUCGAUUGUGCCACCGUUCGAAGAAGAUGAAAAGGUCGAGGACGUGGUCGACGCCGAAGACGACGGGUACACGGCGCCCAAGCCGGGCGAGAUCCUCGACAACCUCACGUACGCCGACUUUACAGGGGUCAUGGAAGAGCAGUACGAACUGCGGCUCAUUCAGCACAGCGCGGCGUGCGAGUGGAAGCCGGAGGGUGUCUUCUCGCUGCCGUUUGAGCGCCACGAGACCGUGCUGAGCGUCCAGAUCAUGUACUUGGCCGACAUGCCCAACAUCCUUCCGGCCGACUGGAAGAUCAAACGCAAGCCGUACGUGGUCAUUGGCACGGGUAUCGUCGGUCCGAACGGCGAAGACGAGAACGGGAAAGGCCGGCUCUUGGUGUACGAGAUUGACUAUGCGCAGUACACGAACGUGCAAGGUGUCACGGGCAGCAAGGUGCCGAAGCUCAAGCUCACGUACGCCAAAGAGCACAAGCAAGGCGCGAUCUCGAUGGUCAAGCAGCUCGGCAUCUACGUGCUUGCGGCCGUCGGCUCCAAGCUCAUCGUGUACGAGCUCAAGAACAGCCAGCUCGUGGGCUGCGCCUUCUUUGACGCGCAGCUCUACAUUGUGAGCCUCAACGUGAUCAAGGCCACGUACAUCGUGUACGGCGACAUUUACAAGGGCGUGUACUUUCUCAAGUGGAGCCCGACCGAGAAGCGACUCGUGCUUCUGGCAAAGGACUUCGAGCACCUCGCGCUCUCGACCGCCGACGUCUCGGUGCUUGACACGCGUCUCGGGAUUGUGGCCGCCGACAUGCUCUCGAACGUCCACACGAUGCAGUUUGCGCCCGGCAACAUCGAGUCGCGCGGUGGCCAGCGCUUGCUUCGGACGGCCGACUUUCACAUUGGCGCCCGCGUCACGAGCAUGCUUCGGAAACGCCUCUUUGAGUCCAAGGUGACGACGUAUGUGACGCUGCUGGCGACGUCGGAAGGCAGCCUCGGCGUGCUCACGCCGGUCCACGAAAAGACCUUUCGCCGCUUGUACACGCUGCAGAGCAUCAUGAUCAACGCGCUGCCGCACAACGCGGGUUUGAACCCGCGCGAGUUUCGCCAGGCGCCGCACACGCGCCAAACCGGUCGGCCGGACGCGUGGUGCAGCUGGAAGGCCAAGAAGGCGUUUCUGGACAUGGCGGUGAUCGGGCGCUUCAUCGACCUCGACUAUGUCGCGCAGCGAGAGCUCGCCCGCUGCAUUGGCACGACGUCCGAGAUGGUCUUGCACAACCUCCUCGAGCUCCAACGAAGUGCGCUCUUCCUGUAA